UAACGAGAAGCGGGGGAAGUGAGGUGCCCUUCCAACUUCGGAAGGUACCCUCCGUUUCUCCUCCACGCCGUCCAAAUCUCCUCUCUCUCUCUCUCUCUUGCUCGCUUUUACUUCUAUAAAUCCUCUCUCUCUCUCUCUCUCUCUCUCUCUCUGCCCUUCUCUAUCGGGAGCUCUCUUGCGGAGGCGGAGGAGGAGGAGGAGGAGGAGAAGUGAAGGAGAAGAGGAAAGCUACUAGUUGUUUUUGGCUUGGUCCCCAUGUGGCCCUACUUUGAUCCUGAGUAUGAAAAUCUCAGCCAACGUAUGAAUCCUCCAAGAGUAUGUAUAGACAAUACCACCUGCAGUGAUUGCACCCUGGUUAAGGUGGACAGCAUGAACAAGCCAGGGAUACUGCUGGAAGUGGUGCAGGUACUGAGCGACCUGGACCUCUUCAUCUCCAAAGCUUACAUCACUUCAGAUGGCAGAUGGUUCAUGGACGUGUUCCAUGUGACGGAUCAGCAAGGGAAUAAGAUAACCGACCAGAAGACCAUAGAGUACAUUGAGAAGGCACUAGGUCCAGAGAGCAAUAUUCUAGGCACAAAAGGAGACUCUUGGCCAGGAAAAUCAGUUGGAAUGCACUCAAUUGGUGAUUACACUGCCAUCGAGCUUAUAGGCACAGACCGCCCAGGCCUCCUAUCUGAAAUCUUUGCUGUCCUUGCAAAUCUUCAUUGCAAUGUAAUAGCUGCUGAGGUCUGGACUCACAAUAUGAGAGUUGCUUGCAUUCUCUUUGUUAACGACGAGGCCACCUUUCAAGCUGUGGAUGACCCAAGUCGCUUGUCUAAAAUGGAGGAGCAGCUCAGGAACGUUUUACGUGGGUGUGGAGAUGAUGUCAGGGGUGCUCGCACCAGCUUCUCUAUAGGUACGACCCAUGUGGAUCGUCGUCUCCACCAGCUAAUGCUUGCCGACAAGGACUAUGAAAUUGGUGGUUCAGUAGCCGAAAGGAAUGAGGUCAUACCGUUCAGACCAGUCAUCACAAUUGAUCAUUGCGAGGAAAAAGGGUACUCUGUUGUGAAUAUAAAGUGCAAAGAUCGACCAAAGUUGUUAUUCGACAUUGUCUGCACAUUGACCGAUAUGCAAUUUGUCGUUUUUCAUGCAUCGGUCUCAUCUGAUGGCCCCUAUGGUUUGCAGGAGUUAUAUAUACGUCACAAAGAUGGCUUCACCCUUGACUCAAAAGAAGAAAAGGAGAUGGUGAUUAAGUGCCUUGAAGCUGCGAUUUCAAGAAGAGUAUCUGAGGGAUUCAGUCUAGAGCUAUGCGGAAGAGACCGAGUAGGCUUGCUCUCUGAUGUGACAAGGGUUCUUCGGGAGUAUGGCUUGACGGUGACGAGGGCUGAUGUGACAACCAUCGGAGAGCAGGCAAUGAAUGUCUUCUAUGUGAGAGAUGCGUCAGGGAAUCCAGUGGACAUGAAGACCAUUGAAGCACUCCGUCGAGAGAUUGGGCACACCGUGAUGCUCAAUGUGAAGAGAGUGCCUUCCAGUGCCAGUGCCAGUGCCAAGGCUCCCCAGCCCAGUCGCGGGGCCAGGAAAGGCUUCUCCUUUGGCGGCUUGCUUGGAAGAUUCUGGGGUUGAUGGGAUCCAUGAUAGUAGCUUUUCUGACUCUGUGGCCUUGUCGAUUGGGACCUUCCCCUAAACCUAUACUGAAAACUGUGACCUGCGCGCAUUCCGAGACCAAACAGGCUUGAGGGUUCGCAUGAGCAGAGGACAGCGUCCAAUUCCAGCAUGAAUUGUAUCAAAUGGUUAGUUACCUAUCGAGCUCUUUUCACCAAUGUAGAUCCCUCUUAUAUUAUUCUAGCAUAAUCUUUAAAUCGUCACCUCAAGUGUCAGUUUCAUGAAAUCCUCCUCUCAUUUGUUCUAGCCAAACGAUCGUCUAUGUGAUUAUUUUAAUCCUUGGAGUCGCCAUGUUGGGUUGUAAGGCAUUGCUUAUCUAGCAGCGAAAAUGGAGAAUAUACUUGUGAGAAUC
Phoenix dactylifera (date palm) is the source of this 1993-nucleotide messenger RNA. RefSeq names its product ACT domain repeat 3 (gene ACR3). Lineage: Eukaryota; Viridiplantae; Streptophyta; Magnoliopsida; Arecales; Arecaceae. The record is from RefSeq and is a predicted model, not a curated record.